This is a messenger RNA of Eimeria acervulina, 669 nucleotides long. RefSeq lists its product as hypothetical. The transcript is spliced from 2 exons. The coding region runs from base 1 to 669 and encodes 222 amino acids. NCBI's taxonomy places the organism in Eukaryota, Apicomplexa, Conoidasida, Eucoccidiorida, Eimeriidae. The record is from RefSeq and is a predicted model, not a curated record.
AUGGAGACCGAACUGGGAAUUCUGGGGCAAGGAGCCACCUUACAGUCGGCCGCAGACCCGACUUGGGGGGUCGAAGGACUAUUCUGGAUGCUAAGGGGGGCUGCCACCGACUAUGAAGCACUGCAGGGGACCUCGUCACAGGCGGGCCUGAUCCCCCAGUCCAGUGUCCACAUUGGUGAAGUUUCCAAAGAAGAACAGAAGAAACAGGCGAGUGGAUUUCAAACCGUCUCUCACACUCACCAUGAUGAAGGAGCAAGUGGGCCCUCUUCUGGAUCGUCUACACCUCCCACUGGUGGUGACAAGCUGGGCGGAUCAUUAUGGUUGGACCCGGAUGCGUGGUUAGAAGGAAUCCCAUCGAUAAUCCCCAAGGAGGUUGAUAAACCUAAUGACCAGGUGAAACUUUACAUUCCUGACCACAGUGCUGACGAUUUAUAUUAUGAAGAACCAUCAACUUCAGCUGGAAGGAUGCGACUGCCACACCAAGCUCAUCCGCUGGAUAAUGAGAGCCACCCAUACGCGCGAAUUCCUAGGCUGGCGAGAAAUGUGGUUGUUAGGCCUGUUUGGGAAACAAAUGGAUGUUCCCAGCUGGUGGGACAAAUUCAUAGAACCCUUUCGCAAAAGGCGUACUAUGCUCUUGCCACCGCAAACAAGGAAACACUUUGCGUAUAA